This is a messenger RNA of Astyanax mexicanus (Mexican tetra), 4348 nucleotides long. RefSeq names its product alpha-actinin-2-like. The transcript has 21 exons. Gene Ontology annotation, cellular component: plasma membrane; Z disc; cortical actin cytoskeleton. Gene Ontology annotation, molecular function: calcium ion binding; actin filament binding. Lineage: Eukaryota; Metazoa; Chordata; Actinopteri; Characiformes; Acestrorhamphidae. Bases 306 to 2774 code for a protein of 822 amino acids. Gene Ontology annotation, biological process: actin cytoskeleton organization; muscle cell development. The record is from RefSeq and is a predicted model, not a curated record.
CUUCAGUCUGAAGCUGACUAAGUAAAAUUUAGCUGUUUAUCUACAAAAAAAAUGUUCUUUUUCUGGAGAGUUUUUACUUUCAAAACGCCGAACAGCACAACAGCUACAUGUAAUAAUUGUAAAUUCAGCGUCUGAGGGGUGAACAGAUUAACACCAGCAGUCUGUUAGCCUAGCUAGCACUGAACCCACAGUAGCUGCAUUCUAGUGUUGUAAAGACGUUCACUGCUUGGUGUAAUUCUCACCUGCGGAAGGCGGGGACUCAGAUUGACAACAUUGAAGAGGAAUUUCGAAAUGGACUCAAACUCAUGCUCCUGCUGGAAGUCAUCUCUGGUGAAAGGCUGCCCAAACCAGACCGAGGAAAGAUGAGAUUCCACAAAAUAGCCAACGUGAACAAAGCUCUGGAGUACAUCACCAGUAAAGGGGUUAAACUGGUGUCCAUUGGAGCAGAAGAGAUCGUUGAUGGAAAUGUAAAGAUGACUCUGGGAAUGAUCUGGACCAUCAUCCUUCGCUUUGCCAUCCAGGACAUCUCAGUGGAAGAAACCUCAGCUAAAGAGGGUCUGUUACUGUGGUGUCAGAGGAAGACUGCGCCCUACAGGAACGUCAACGUCCAGAACUUCCACUGCAGCUGGAAGGACGGCCUGGCGUUCUGUGCUCUGAUACACAGACACCGACCCGACCUGAUCGACUACUCCAAACUCAACAAGGAUGAUCCCCUGGGUAACCUGAACCUGGCUCUGGAAAUCGCUGAGAAACACCUCGACAUCCCUAAAAUGCUGGACCCUGAAGACAUCGUCAACACCCCCAAGCCUGACGAGAGAGCCAUCAUGACCUACGUGUCCUGCUUCUACCACGCUUUUGCUGGAGCCGAGCAGGCGGAGACUGCUGCUAACCGGAUCUGUAAGGUUCUGGGGGUGAACCAGGAGAACGAGAAGCUCAUGGAGGACUAUGAGAAACUGGCGAGCGAGCUCCUGGAAUGGAUCCGGCGCACCACCCCAUGGCUGGAGAACCGUUCUUCAGAAACCACCAUGACGGCCAUGAGGAAGAAGCUGGAGGACUUCCGUGAUUACCGCCGCCUCCACAAGCCGCCCAAAGUGCAGGAGAAGUGCCAGCUAGAGAUCAGCUUCAACACCCUGCAGACCAAAUUGCGCAUCAGCAACAGACCUGCCUUCAUGCCCUCUGAGGGCAAGAUGGUGUCGGACAUUGCGAGUGCGUGGCAGGGUCUGGAACAGGUGGAGAAAGGCUAUGAAGAAUGGCUCCUCACCGAGAUCCACCGCCUGGAGCGCCUUAAUCAUCUGGCUGAGAAGUUCAAUCAGAAAGCCUCCACUCACGAGGCCUGGGCUAAUGGUAAGGACGAGCUCCUGAUGGCGAAGGAUUACGAGACGGCGUCUCUGACGGAGGUGCGAGCGCUGCUGAGGAGGCACGAGUCGUUUGAGAGUGACCUGGCGGCUCAUCAGGACCGAGUGGAGCAGAUAGCAGCCAUCGCUCAGGAGCUCAAUGAGCUGGAUUAUCACGCUUCAGCCACCAUUAACGAGCGCUGCCAGAGGAUCUGUGACCAGUGGGACCAGCUGGGAACUCUGACUCAGAAACGCAGGGAGGCACUGGAGAGGACAGAGAAGCUGCUGGAGACGAUUGAUCAGCUGUUCCUGGAGUUUGCUAAAAGAUCUGCUCCGUUUAAUAACUGGAUGGAGGGAGCGAUGGAGGACCUGCAGGACAUGUUCAUAGUGCACAGUGUGGAGGAGAUAGAGAAUCUGAUGGGAGCUCAUGACCAGUUUAAAGCGACGCUGCCGGAGGCCGAUACAGAGAGACAGGCCAUUAUGAGCAUCUAUAACGAGGUGCAGAAGAUCGCCCAGAGCUACGGCAUCGCCCCCAACCUCACCAACAUGUACUGCAGCAUCACCCCCGCCGAGAUCAGCCAGAAGUGGGAGCAGGUGAAGAGGCUGGUUCCACAGAGGGACAGUUCUCUGCGGGAGGAGUUGUCCAGGCAGCAGUUGAACGAGAGGAUGAGGAGGCAGUUUGCAGCUCAGGCCAACUCUAUCGGACCCUGGAUACAGGCUCGCAUGGAGGAGAUCCUGCACAGCUCGGUGGACGCCGGCGGUACUCUGGAGGAUCAGAUGAAUCAGCUGAAGCAGUACGAGAGCAUGAUCAUCAACUACAAAACCAACAUAGACCGACUGGAGGGAGAUCACCAGGUCAUCCAGGAGUCGCUCAUAUUCGAUAACAAGCACACCAACUACACCAUGGAGCACAUCCGCGUGGGCUGGGAGCUCCUGCUCACCACCAUCGCUCGCACCAUCAAUGAGAUCGAGACCCAGAUCCUCACCCGCGACGCCAAGGGCAUCAGCCAGCAGCAGCUCAACGAGUUCCGCUCCUCCUUCAGCCACUUCGACCGGAAGAAGAAAGGAGGAAUGGAGACGGAUGACUUCAGGGCGUGUCUCAUCUCCAUGGGUUAUGAUCUGGGUGAGGCGGAGUUUGCGCGGAUCAUGUCACUGGUUGAUCCGAACGGUAAGGGACUGGUGACGUUUCAGUCCUUUGUGGACUUUAUGACCCGCGAGACGACCGAAAUGGACACUGCGGAACAGGUCGCCGCCUCCUUCAGGAUCUUAGCCGCAGAUAAGCCGUAUAUUCUGAUUGAGGAGCUGCGGCGCGAGCUGCCCCCCGAGCAGGCGGAGUACUGUAUCUCCAGGAUGCCUCUGUAUGCGGGUCCUGAUGGAGUUCCAGGAGCCCUGGAUUACUCUGCAUUCUCUACUGCACUGUACGGGGAGAGCGACCUCUAAUGGCAGAAAGCAGAGCUGCACCUUUACCAUUAAUACAGAAUCUCUAUUAAUGUCUCUGAUUUUUUUUCUUUUUUGCUGAAUAAUGAUGUAAAAAGAUAAUAAAAAUAUAAGAGAUUUCUGAUCAUAAGAUACAGUGGCAUGAAAACGUAUUUGCUGAUUAUCAAACAAACUUUAAUAUCAGACCAAGAUAACCUGAGCAAAUAUAAAAAGCACUUUUUAAAUGAUCACUUUAUUUAUUAAAGGACUUUUUUAUUAAUUAUUCUAUCAUUGAAUCAUUAACACCGGUCUUAAAUCUCUCUGAGGCUUUAGUGAGCCCUCAGUUCUUUAAAUGUUGUUCUGGGUUCUUUUUUUGGGACCUCCUGGAUGAGUUGUUCGUGCCCUUUUGGAGUAAUUUUGAUCGGCCGGUCACUCCUGGGAAGGUUCACCAGUGUUCCAUGUUUUCUCCAUUAGUGAAUAAUAAUAAUAAUAGUGAAUCACUGUGGUUUCCUGGAGUCCCGAAGCUUUAGCAAUAUAUGACUUUAUAACCUUUUCCAGACUGGAAUAAUAUAAUAAUGUGCUGCUUUUUGAGAUCUUUUAUCUGCUUCAUGUUGUCAGACAGGUUGUAUUUAAGUGAUUUUCUUGAUUCUACAGGUCUGGCAGUAAUCAGGCCUACUUGUGGUUACUAGUGAAAUUUAACUCUUUUUGAGCUUUCCAAAAAAAAUUGAUUAAUCACAGGUAAUUUAUGGGGGGAAAACACUUUUUUUUUUUUUUUUACAAAGGGCUAGAUUGGUUUGGAUAGUUUAAUUUUUUCUUCAUAAAUGAAAACAUAAUUUGAAAAAAGUGCUUUUUAUAUUUGCUCAGGUUAUAUUUGUCUGAUAUUAAAGUUUGCAUGAUAAUCUGAGAAAAAAAAUAAGAAGUACAAAAUAAAUGACUAAAGGGGUAAAAUACUUUUUCAUGCCACUGUAAAUAUGGAAUAUUGGAAAUAUUAAAUUAUUUAAAGUUUAGAGUUUGGCCCAAUCUACAAAUAUCUGGGUGUUUUUAAAGGAUUCACACAAAACACCAAUUUAAAUAAUAAUAUAGGGAAUAAAAUGCACAGUUGAGAUUAUGAACAGCACUAAAAAUAUAUUGAUGCACUAUAUAAUAUAUAAUGCACUAUAUAAUAUCAUUUCUGUAAUAGGGAGUGUGGUCAUAAUGGGAACUACUAUCCCGGGUUAGCAAAAUGAGUUAGUAUGUUAAUAUUUAGUGUACUAACCCUCCAAACCCACACUAUUAAUAUAAGAAUAUUAAAUAUACUUUGUAGUAUUAGUUUGUAGUGUGCAACUGGGGUGCAGUCAAAGCUUUAUAAAUAUUUCUGAGUAAAUCUCAAUUAUCACCUUACUUCCUAUAUAGUGAACUAAUACAGUGUCUACAUCCAUAUAUCACUAAAUUUACAUGGUUUUAAUAUUGGAAGAAAAAACCCUGAUUCUUAUUGUUUAGAUAUAUUUCAGUCAAUAAAAAUGUUUAAUUUGAUGUGAAAAAACACACAUUUGACAUCCAGCCUGCACAUACAGUCUGUAUUAAUUCAGAAAUAAUCAAAUAAAUCCAGUUAUCAGCAA